UACUCCUGAGUUGUUUAACCAAAGCUAGAAAAACAACACAAGAUCCUAGUCUAUAUGUAUAGUUUAGAACGAUGAGAGCCUUGCUAAAACAAGAGCACGUAUAAACUUAUCAGCGGAUAAAAAAAAUUGUCUUUAAAUCUACAAUCGGCGAAACAUGAUGUCUUCUUGUGAUGGAGAUAACCAAAGCAUGGAGGAAGAUGGUGACUUGCUGGACAGUGCAGGUGGAGGUGAUGCAUGUGACCUUCCCGCUCUCAAGAAAGAUGACAGCGGAGUGACACUGGACAGCAUUCUGUCAAACAAGUCAGAUGAGACAGAAAUCAUCAACUCCAGUCCUCACUUAACUCACCCUUCAGUUAGAGAUGAGUCAGGGUGGCUGGAUGAUAUUGCUGUACCCAAGUCAGAUGAUGAUAAAGAUUCCUUCAGCAAGAAGGAGGAUAUGCAUGUUGAUACCUGUGAUGCAACUGACAGUAAAUUAUUUCCGGAAAUUCCAGAUGGAGCAGGUGUUGGUGGGGAUGUACUUCUGAAUCUGGAUACUGAGAUAGAAAUGAACAACCCGGUUAAUGUCUCAGCAGGUUCUUAUUAUGUUGGGACAGUCACAUCCAGCUACUCCAGCAGUAGCUCACCCUGCACCAAAAGAGUCAUAGCUGAAGAUGAAGACUCACCCAAGCCCAAACGUCCAACACCUGAUAGGUCAGAGGCUGCGUCAGAAUCGGAAGAGGUGAGAAAUGAAACAGAGAUGAAAUCCUCAUCUCCUGAUCAUGCCUCUGAUUCACAAGACAGUGAUGAUGACAGCAGCCCUCUGACAGCAGCGCGUAAACGUCUUAUUAAACGUAGAAACCUUCGCAGGCUAUUCCGUCCGCGCAGACAUAGCUCAGACGAUUCAGAUGACUCGUUUGAUGCUGAUGAUGAUGAUGACGCAGAUGGGAAUGAUGCCAAUAAUCCUUAUGGGGAUGAAAUGAAUGAUGAAAUAAGAACUGCAGUGAGUUCUGUUUUAGAGAAACCGUCUCCCACACCUAACUGGUAUGCUGUGAGUGAACUCAGGAAGAGGGAGUAUGGUUAUGUUUCAUCAUGUGGAUCUGGCUGUUUCAUGGGAAAGUUACAAGGCAGUCUGCAGAUGGUGAAGCGACUAGUUAGAGUGGAAAGCAUGAAGGGACACGAAGGAUGUGUUAAUGCUCUCAGUUUCAACAGAAUAGGUACACUGCUGGCGAGCGGUUCAGAUGAUUUAAACAUUGUCUUGUGGAACUGGCAAAGGGCAAGACCAUCUCUUAUUUACGACAGCGGCCACCGUAGUAAUGUCUUUCAGGCCAAAUUUGUACCAUACAGUGGAGACUGUCAUGUCAUCAGUUGUGCAAGGGACGGGCAAGUGAGGCUAGCAGAGCUCUCUUUAACUGGCGUUUGCAAAGCUACACGCAAACUAGCUCAGCAUAGAGGUGCUGCACAUAAGCUUGCGCUGGAGCUUGACUCCGCCAAUGUUUUCCUCAGCUGUGGAGAGGACGCCUUAACCUAUCUUUUUGAUCUCAGACAGGAGAAACCCCACAAGCUAGUAACAACCAAAGAAAAUGAGAAGAAAGUUCCGUUGUAUUCAAUCCACUCAAACCCGUGUGACUCAAGACAGUUUUGUGUUGGCGGGCGAGAUCAUUAUAUCAGGGUAUAUGAUAAGCGGAAAAUUAAUGAGGAUAUUGAUGGUGGUGUUUUGAAAAAGUUCUGUCCUGAUCACUUAAUAAACAGUGAUGUUAAAGCUAAUGUGACCUGUGCUUGUUACAACUAUAAUGGAACAGAGAUUUUGGGCUCGUAUAAUGAUGAGGAUAUUUAUCUGUUUGAUAACACUAUGUCUGAUGGAGCUAAUUAUGUACACAAAUACAAUGGACAUAGAAACAAUGCAACAGUGAAAGGUGUAAAUUUUUAUGGUCCAAAGUCUGAGUUUAUUGUCAGUGGAAGUGAUUGUGGUUAUGUUUUUUUCUGGGACAAGCAAACUGAGGCUAUCAUCAACUUCCAAGAAGGAGAUGAAGCUGGGGUGAUCAAUGUUCUUGAACCACACCCUACCCUCCCUGUACUGGCAACUAGUGGCUUGGAUCACGAUGUCAAGCUGUGGAUGCCAUCACAGGCUGAACCAGAAGUGGAUCAAUAUCGACUUAAAAAGUUAAUCGAGAAAAACUUUGUUGAGAGGAGCCAGGAGAGGAAAACCUCAGAGCCUGAGAUGAUUGGUGGUCAGAUGUUGUGGUUCAUCAUGCAUCAUUUCAGGAACUCUGCACGCAGAAGGAUGAGAGAGGAAGGCCAGGUACUCUCCAGUUCAGACGACAACAGCAGUCACUCAGACGAUUCAGACACAAAUGAGGUGCAGUGUGCCCAGUCCUAGUUCACCCAGGUUACACCCUUGUAAGAGGGAGGAACUGGCACAUCAAAAAACAAAAAUUUUAACUGCUGAAAACCGUAUGAUACUGGGCUAAUAAAAUGUUGAACUUUUUGCCAGUUUAGUUUCAAUGGGAUUGAGAUAAUUCAAUAUUUCUGUGGAAUGUUGGAAGAGAUGAACUCCUUGGCCCUAUUUGUUGGUUCAGUAGUUGCAUAGGUCAGAUCACUAGUCACCUGGCCUGCUUUGCAUGCAAUGUACAGUUGAUGAACUUUUAAAAAUGCUUAUUUAUUUUUCUUUGUAUGUGUGGGAUGUUUGUGGUUCUUAAUUUUAGGUGGAAGGCAUUAGUUGUUGAUUUGAAAGCUGAACUGAAAUGAAAAAAAAAAAUGUAUAUAAAAAUUUAAACCCUCUCUCUAAUAAUGAUUAUCUGUGACCAUUUAAAUUUAAAACAAAUUAAAAUCCCUGUUUAUAAAUAAUUCUGCUUAAAAUACGUAGGUGUUCACAUUGAGGUGUAUUUUCCAUCUGGUAUUUUAAACUGUUGAGUUUACACAGCACAUAAACUGCAUAUGGAGACCCACUAAGUGACACUUCCUUAACCACACCUAAUGAAUGCAUGCAUUGUUUGAGCAGGAUCCAUUCAUUUUUUUAAUUAUUAAAUAUAAUACCAAAUAUUGUUUCAGUCCAUUAAUAGUCUUAACUUUAAAAAUUUAAUAUGAAACUGUAAUGCAUUUGUUUUGUAACCCAAGGUAAUUAGUAAUUUAUAAAUAAAUGAUAAAAAUGAUUAAUUUAUAAAUAAAUGAAAAAAAUUAUGAUAA
Physella acuta is the source of this 3162-nucleotide messenger RNA. Its product is annotated as DDB1- and CUL4-associated factor 8. Gene Ontology annotation, molecular function: protein binding. NCBI's taxonomy places the organism in Eukaryota, Metazoa, Mollusca, Gastropoda, Physidae. The record is from RefSeq and is a predicted model, not a curated record. Gene Ontology annotation, cellular component: cytoplasm; Cul4-RING E3 ubiquitin ligase complex.